AUGGACAAGUGGAUGGAACUUGGGCGUGAGAUGGGAUUAGGUGGUGAGGAUCUGAUGAGUUUUGUGAGAGAGAGGGAGAAAUUUGCGAGGGAUGAACGUGCACAGCUUAUGGAGUUGAGGAAGCACGAAAAGGAUAUAUUAGAAUUACGGUUGCAAGCGAAAAGAGAGCAUGGGGAAAUUGCGGUUGGUGAAAGAGACUCGGGGUAUGCUAAUGCACCAAAGUUACCCUUGUUCAAUGAGGAUAAGGAUGACUUGGAUGCAUGGGUUCAAAGGUUUGAGAGGUAUGCAUUGGCAAUAGGAUGGAAGCGUAGAGACUGGGCAAUAAAUUUGAGUACCCUUCUUACCGGUAAAGCACUGGACACGUACUCGCGUUUGGCAGUACAGUCGGCAAGCGAUUAUGAUGCACUAAAGUUGGCUUUGUUUAAGCAGUAUAAUUUAACCGAAGAUGGUUUUCGCAAAAAAUUCCGAGGUGCGAAACCUGAUGAAACAGAGACGGCAACUCAGUUUGCUGCACGAAUAGAAAACUAUUUUGAUCGAUUGAUUGCUGACAUAGCCAAACUAGCUGAACAGUUUGUAGAGGCCCGUGGUACAAAGUUUGGGCAGGUAAAUAGACGAGUUAAUUGUAAUGAAAAGAAACCCUCUCAGGGCAAAGCUGUUAACUCCAGCUCUCCCACUCGUCAACGAAAAACCAGUCAAGGCGAUGGUUGUUUUGUCUGUGGUAAAAAGGGACAUUUUGCACGGGACUGUCGACAAAGAGUAACUAAAACAGUUAAGGCAUCAUGUCUCAUUGUAAGGGAACCAAAUAGGUCCAAACAAGCAGCAGUGUCUACCAACAUAUCUGAGAAUGAUAUUGUGACCUGCCGGCUUCCAGAAAGCGUGAAUGAAAUGAAUGAAUGCUGUCUGCAACAGGAUCAUGUGACAUUGCAUUGUGGCCAUCAACUCCCUGUUAUGAGUGCAGCGUGCCGGGGACAGAUGCCACCGAAAAUGCCGGUAGCGGUAGGUUGUGUUGGUGGUGUUGAAGUUUCAGUUCUAAGAGAUAGUGGAUGUAGUGGUAUAGUGGUAAGGCGAGCCCUUGUUUCUGAUGACCAGCUAACUGGAGAGUUUAGAGUCUGUGUUCUUGUAGAUGGUACAGCAAGGAAGAUUCCAGUGGCUCGGAUAGAGGUGGAUACUCCGUAUCUCAUAGGUAUGGUGGACGCCCUGUGUAUGAAGAGUCCUGUAUAUGACCUUAUCCUUGGAAAUGUACCAGGAGUUCGUGACCCAUCUGACCCCGACUUAAAUUGGAAUGGUGGUUCGCAUUUAGAUGUGCAGUCUGGAGACUGCAGUGAGCCAGUAAAAGAGAUGAUAUUGGGGGUACAGACGAGAGCCCAAAAGAUGUUGGAGCGUAAACCUACACGAGGCUUAAAGGUACCAAACAGUCCCAUAGAGAUGGUAACAGUCGCCGAAUUACAGAAAGAACAGAAAACUGAUGUAACUUUGAAGCGCUGUUGGGAACUGCUGAAUGAAGGUAGUAAACUGCUUGCAAGGAAUGGUAAUGAAUCAGAGUUUGUUCAACAAAAGGGAAUUCUGUACCGGAAUUUCAAAUCGCCACACAUCAAGAAUGGUGAUGGUUUCCACCAGGUGGUCGUGCCAUUGACAUUUCGGCACCAAGUAAUGAAGCUAGCACACGAGUCAAUACUCGGGGGACACCAAGGGACCGAGAAGACGGUGGACAAGAUUAUCGCACAUUUCUACUGGCCGGGUAUUCAAUCAGACAUUCGGAGAUUUGUUCGAUCCUGUGAUGCAUGUCAGCGAACGUUCUACAAAGGUAAAUCCCUCAGAGUACCCUUAGGCACAAUGCCAUUGAUUGAUACCCCCUUUCAACGGGUAGCAGUAGAUCUGAUUGGGCCAAUAUUUCCAGCUACGGAGAGAGGUAAUCGUUACAUUCUCACUCUUGUUGAUUACGCAACUCGAUAUCCUGAGGCAGUGGCGCUGAAGAACAUUGAAACUGUUACUGUAGCAGAGGCACUCGUGGACAUGUACAGUCGUAUAGGUGUUCCACGAGAAGUAUUAUCUGAUCAAGGUUCACAGUUUACAUCAACACUUAUGAAGGAAGUUAGUAGAUUACUGUCUAUCAAGGGAUUGACAACCACACCAUAUCAUCCUUCUUGUAAUGGGUUGGUUGAACGUUUCAAUGGUACCCUGAAACAAAUGCUCAGACGGAUGUGUGGAGAAAGACCCAAAGAUUGGGACCGGUAUCUAGCCGCCCUGUUAUUGGCUUAUAGGGAAGUGCCACAGGCAAGUACUGGAUUUUCACCAUUCGAGCUAAUUUAUGGGAGAACCGUGAGGGGACCAAUGUCAAUACUUAAAGAACUAUGGACCAAUCAAGUGGAUGAAGCGGAAGUGCGUACUGUGUAUCAAUACGUACUUGAUCUCAAGAGAGACUGGAGACCACGU
Messenger RNA from Saccoglossus kowalevskii, 2433 nucleotides. RefSeq lists its product as uncharacterized. The record is from RefSeq and is a predicted model, not a curated record. NCBI's taxonomy places the organism in Eukaryota, Metazoa, Hemichordata, Enteropneusta, Harrimaniidae.